Molecule: messenger RNA, 2144 nt
Organism: Populus trichocarpa (black cottonwood)
Lineage: Eukaryota; Viridiplantae; Streptophyta; Magnoliopsida; Malpighiales; Salicaceae
Exons: 3
Coding region: 1027-1818 (263 amino acids)
Source: RefSeq, a predicted model, not a curated record
UGCAAAGGUGAAUGAAGAAACGGGCGUACCUGCUUCUGGAGACCGAAGAUGCUUGCAGCGCUGAUGAUGAUUCUCGCCUACUGCUUCCCUUUGUCUUCCUUCUGUGCUCACUUGUCUGUGUUUUCCUUUUUUUUUUUCUCAGCUGCUUUUAAAACUAAGAAGAUGAUGUCGGCCUGCUGUGAGUUUGUUUUGGGUGUUUUCUUUUGUGCAGGGGUGUCUGCAGAGAUGAAGGCAAUGGCGGGGACAAUUAUCUUUGAAUGCUGGUUUCCUUUCCUCUCCUUCUCUCUGUGUAUUAUUUCUUUCUCUGGUUUUUCGUCCGUUUUUGCUCUGGUUCUGACUCUGUUUUUUUGCUCUGGUUUUUUUUCGGUCUUUUUCCUUUUCUGGUUUUCUUCUUUGGUUUUCUGGGUUGGUUCUUCUUCUCUCUUUUUCUCACUGUGUAUUAUUUCUUUCUCUGGGUUUUUGCUUUGUUUUUGCUCUGGUUCUGCUUCUGUCUUUUCUUUUCUUUUCUUUUUUUCAUUCUGGGUUUUUCUUCCCCUUUUAUCGAGAUCCAGCAGCUUGCCUCCAACUAGUCCUGCCUUUGCAGGACUGUUAUUUUCCACUAACGAGAUCGUGGGCAAGAGACGUGAUCCACGAUUGGUCGGAUUUGUUGCAGAUUUUCAGCUCCCCUGUUGAAUCGGGAUGGAGAAGACGCACGACUGUUCCCCAGCAACGGUGCCGUUUCGGCAGAAACGGGAAUUUCCACUUUGACCCCUGCCUCUGGAAAUUUAACAAUUGGAUCCCAAAUAAUAAAUAAAUCUUUUAAUUUUGCCAUUGAAUUAAUUUCACCUAAAUCCCUAAAGUAUAGCACCGUUUACAAAACAGUCCUUAAUUCCUGGACUGUUCAAUUUGGUCCUUAAUUAACUCUUCAACUUUUAAUUCUAUUGUCUUAACCUCAUUGUCUACUAUAUUUAAUUUUUAUUAUUUGUUCAAAAAUUAGGUUAUGACAACAAUGACGAUGACAAUGAUGAUGACGAUGAAUUUAUUUUAAUGAGGCAUUUUGAUACAAAAAAAUUAAUUAUAUACACAGCUAGAGCUAUAAACAUUUAUUAUAUUAAUUAUAUCUAUAAAGAAUCAUGUAUGAUUUCGUAUAAUACAGGGAUGCGUUGGUUGACAGAGGUUUUAAGAGGUCAUUGGAAACGAAGUGUUAACAUGUUUAGGAUGGACGCAACCACUUUGUUGAGUCUGUGCACGGAAUUAGAAACGCACCAUGGCUUAAAACCGUCAAGAAGAAUGAGCGUUAUUAAAAAGGUGGCAAUGAUUUUAUUUACAAUAACAGUUGAGGCGUCAAAUAGACAAGUACAAGAACGAUUUCAGCAUUCAGGUGAAACUAUUAGUAGAUGUUUUAAAGAAGUGUUUAAAUCAUUACGUUUGUUUGCUGUGGAGGUUAUAAAACUAGUAGAUCCACAAUUUACGAGCACACCAAGAGAAAUUGUUAUGAAUCCAAGAUUUAUGCCACAUUUCAAGAAUUGUGUCGGUGCAAUUGAUGGAACACAUGUCCGUGCCUGCAUAUCAUCUGAAAGUCAAAUUCCAUUUAUUGGAAGAAAAGGUGUACCAACACAAAAUGUCAUGGCCGCUUGUAGUUUCGACAUGCAAUUCAUGUUCGUGUGGGCAGGAUGGGAAGGCAAUGCACACGAUAUGCGUAUUUUUCUUGAGGCUAUUGACAAUAGCAAUAUCAAAUUUCCAAAACCUCCAAAAGGAAAAUACUAUUUGGUUGAUGCUGGAUAUCCAAACGAGUAUGGGUAUUUAGGUCCCUACAAAGGCAAGAGGUAUCACUUCUAAGAAUUUAGGCGACGUGGACAACCAAGUGGUCGGAAAGAAGUGCUUAAUCGUGCACACUCGUCACUACGUAACGUGAUCGAACGUUCUUUUGGGGUAUGGAAACAAAGGUGGAAAAUUUUGCAAAACAUGUCUGCUUACCUAUACAAAACACAAGUUGAGAUUGUAGUUGCAUCAAUGGCACUACAUAACUAUAUUAGAAGGAGAUCGCAAGAUGAUGCAGUUUUUUCUGAGUAUGAUCGCAACCCCAAUUUAAUUCUAGAUGACUUUUUACCUGAUAUUGUUUAGGCUUCGAUCGUUCAAGGCUCACAAAAGCCUUCACGUAUGGA